UUUUCGACUAUUGAGAUCUAUGGGUCAACGUUCCACACACCCCCCACCUCUCCUCUCUCCUUCCUCCCCCCACAGACACCUGGCUCCUCUUUUCGAUAAUCCGAAGCUGGACCGGGAACUCCGGGCGAUGCUUAGAGAGAAGUUUCCAGAAUUCUGCACUUCUCCUUCUCCUCCGGUCGAAGUCAAAGUCGAGGAACCGACGGCUGCCGAGAUGGACAACCACAUGUCCGACCGAGACGACGGCUGCUACGACCACGCUGAAGCCACCUUUAGCGACGACGAGGAAGACGUCAACAGCAAAGGUGGGGUAGAUAGGGGCGGCCUGGUUUUCCCCAGCG
Messenger RNA from Notechis scutatus (mainland tiger snake), 338 nucleotides. NCBI's taxonomy places the organism in Eukaryota, Metazoa, Chordata, Lepidosauria, Squamata, Elapidae. The record is from RefSeq and is a predicted model, not a curated record.